AGAGGCACUAAUUGCCGUUACUUAAAGGACUCAUCGUGUCAUUUUAUCUCAGUAGAGUGCCGAGGAAGAGCUUCCCAAGAGAGAAUUCCUGAGGUCACACAUGAAGGAUUAUUUAAAGCAUAGAAAGCCAAUGCAAGGCAUCUUGUUUUUACCUAUAUUCAUCGCGGGAUGUCAGCUGGUCAGCGGACUUUUCUUUAAUGGGAUUCGAAUGCAUGAACGCGCCCUACUGGGAUACGAGACUGAAAGAACCAACGCUACAAGUCAACUGAACUGCAUAUUGCAUUGCCAAGCAACGUUGAGUUGUUUUUCAAUCAACAUGCACUAUCCUUCUGACCACGUGAUCACGUGCGAGUUGAACAAUAACACAUACACUCAGAGGCCGAACGCACUAAGGAGUAAGCCUGGGUACGAGUAUUUUGAAUUCACGGAUAUGAAGUGUCUCAAGUGUAGUGACGGUUCCUGUAUUGCAAGAAAAGCUCUACCCGAUGACUGGUACCAGUUGAAUGAUGGACCUAUGUUUAAGAUUUUCCCGCCAAAAUCAUGGAACGCAGCUAAAGUGCACUGCGAAUCCCUCGGUGCUGAGAUAGCGUCCAUCACAAGUGAACUAGAAAACAAGUUUGUCUACGACACUUUGGUGGCUCCACCACCUCCCCCACCGAAAGAUGACCUGAUUGCUGCUUAUUAUAAAUUGGAUGGGUCAGAUGAUAACGUGAGAUUGUAUGGUGGUGCUGAGUACCAACUCGUCGACGGAGCAAAGGCCCUGUUGCUCAACGGCGCAACUGCCUAUGCUACGGUUCCAGCUUUCCACUUCCGUACGACCAGUUUUACCUUCUCCAUGUGGGUCCGUCCUAUUGCUCCUAUCGCCGCAUUUACAACCCUUUUUGGUGAUUGGUCAAUUCCGAUGCAGUUUCGUUUCUUCAUUGAGCCUGGCGGAAAAAUCUGCACCUAUGUAAUAAACUCACAUGGAGCAUACAUGAUAGACUAUACAAGUACAACGAGUCUUGUUUCGGCCAACACCUGGAAUCAUGUAGUGGUGAUCUGGGACCGGCCUCUCAAGACAAUCAGAUACCACGUCAACGGGGUAUUUGGCGGUUCGAAGGUCAUUACUGAGAAUAAUGUGGAUUUCGCACAAAAUGAUCACACCGUGUAUGACAUUGGUUACAAGAGAGACAGUAACCAAGGCUUCAUUAAUGGAUAUGUAAGAGAUCUUGUUGUCACUCGCCGCGAUCUGAAGAAUCACGAGAUUCAAAGACUAUACAACAAUGGCGUUUGGAUUGGCCUCAAUGAUGAAACAACUGAAGGCACGGUGACCUGGGCUGAUGGAAAACCGCUGACGUACAGCAAGCUCGAGACCGCAACCAAUUCUCCUGAAGCGGACUGCGCAAGCAUGUUGCCGCACUUACCAUACUUUUGGCACAUGAAACCAUGUGAUCUGGAAAUGCGAUACAUUUGUCGAAAGAACUGAGUUAUUUCAAGAGAGCAUAAGAUAUGUUAUGCUCUCUUAGUUAUUUCAUUAGGCCAUUCCAGCUAUAAGCAUGCGCGCGCACUCACUAUGGGAACCUACCUCGACUUGCAGCGCGCUCUUCGUUUGAUGCAAGCUUGAAAAAGCGCGCGCUGCAUUCUGGUAGUUGAGGUAGGUUUCUGUGUUUUUUCAUUAUAAUAUCAAACUAUCUUAUCGUUUUGUUAGCCAUAGCUUGCUAGUUUUUACCAUGUUUAUUUUUUUCGGUGUUAUCAGACCCGCAAACUUUUUCGUAUAAAUGGGCAUGUAAAAGUAAGCGAUCUUUAUCCAGGCGCGUACGCGCGUACCUAGGAAGGGUGCGUAGCCCCCCCCCCCCCUUCCUCCUCCCUCUGCCGCAAAAAAGUGGGUCAUUUCUUAUUGAAGGAUCGUCAUAAACUAUACUUUUUUUAAUAAGAUACCGAUGACUGCGCAGCCCCCCCCCCCCCCACCUCAGCUAACCGUUGGUACUCGCCUAUUUCAGCAUUACUUAUUAUUACUAUUAUUAUUAUUAUUAUUACUUGUUGUUUUCAUUUUUAUUAUAACUAUUAUGAUUGUUACUUAUUGUUUUCAUUAUUAUUAAUAUAAUCCCUAUAAUAAUCAGAUAAUAAUGAUUACUCAUUAUUAACAUUAUUAUUUUUAUUAUUAUCUAAUUAUUACUUUCCAUUAAUUAUUAUUACUAUUAUUACUAUUAUUAUCACUACUUAUUGUUUUCAUUUUUAUUAUAACUAUUAUGAUUGAUACUUAUUGUUUUCAUUAUCAGAAAUAUAAUUACUAUAGUAAUAAUAAUAAUAAUUACUCAUCAUUAUUAUUAUUUUUAUCUAAUUAUUAGUUUUCAUAACCUUGUAAUAUUUGAUUGACUUAAUUAUAUAUACAUUGUGAUAAAUUUCUGCUUGAUGAAUUCACGCACGGGACGCGCAACGGUUUUUUUUGGGAGGGACUUCCAACUUAGCUUUCCUAUGCGCAUCCUGUGCCUUGUUUUGCUGUUGCGCGGACAUCCACAGGAAUCCUGAAGCAUCUUUUUGCCAGAGAGCACGUGACCAAAAGAAGUUUUCAUGCUGUUUUUUAACUCUAAACUUGCUUCUCAAAGAUAAGCCUAGAUCUUCUUAACGCGUAUUCACGACGUAGUGUUUGGAAGAAAACAGCUGAACUGUAUUGCAAGCAGUACGACGCACGCUAAGGAUGCGAGAGAGAUGCUAUAUCUUAUAAAUUUAUUAAAAGUAAAUCUUUAUAUUACCAUGCAAAAUUUAAGCCAUAUAGAAACAAAUUAAAUCAUCUUUUUAAAAUAAGUAAAAAAAGAAGGUUUAUUUUUUAGUGUAAUGGUGAUGGAAAGAUAAUUUGGAAAGGUAUUAAGCAAAUAGUAAAUGAGUCAUCAGUUAAUCAAAGAACUGUAAAAAUUGUCAAUAGUGAAAAUGGAAUCACUAAUCCAAAAGAAAUUGCAAAUGAGUUCAACCAUUAUUUCUCUAACGUUGGGAAAAAUAUUUCCAGUGAGAUUCCCAAUGCUAUUUCAAAGCCAAUGGAAUUCCUUGGCAAGUCAGUAUGCAAAAGCUUCUAUGCCUUGCCAUCCUCUAGUAGUGAAAUUGAAAAUAUUAUUUGCGGUUUUAAAAAUGGUAAGGCUGUUGGACCAUCGAGUAUACCAGUCAACAUUCUAAAACUUAUUCGUAGUGAUAUAAAAGCCUUUAGAGAUUAUUUUUAAUGCUUCUUUCGGAUCUGGUGUCGUCUCCAGUGACUUUAAGACUGCAAAUGUCAUAGUACGCCGCCUUCAACCCCUUGGUUUAGAAUCAUUUAUUUGUAUCGUUAUUUUAUUAAAGGAAAACUGUUGUAGUCACGCGCUCUUUGAGCAUGCGCAGUUAAGUUCUGAAAGUUGCUCAAUCAUUAUGUUAUCUUAGAGUUACCUUGACUUCAUUGAUUUUUUUGUAAAUACGCAGGGACAAGAGACCAAAUCUGUGAUUUUCCACGCUCUCACCUUUUUGGCUGAUUGGUUCGUUUUGCCGAAUAAAUCCAAUUCUCCUCGUUCCCUCUUGAAUUGUUUUACAUUUAUUUCCUUUCAUGUGGGACUACCACAUGGAUUGCUGUCUGGUCCAAGCGUAUAAAUAUGGAGAGCCUUAGUGCUGUAUGUUGUGUGGUUACGACUGUGAACAAUUAAAGCACUCGUCUUCGCCU
Messenger RNA from Nematostella vectensis (starlet sea anemone), 3658 nucleotides. RefSeq lists its product as uncharacterized. The coding region runs from base 101 to 1465 and encodes 454 amino acids. NCBI's taxonomy places the organism in Eukaryota, Metazoa, Cnidaria, Anthozoa, Actiniaria, Edwardsiidae. The record is from RefSeq and is a predicted model, not a curated record. The transcript is spliced from 9 exons.